AUUGUAAGCCCCUUUAAGUCUCCCUAUAGGAGAGAAAGGGGGAGAUAUAAAUCCAAACUCCUCCUCCUCCUCCAGAUUUUCUCUCAAGCCUUUCUGAACAAUAAGGACAGAAGCUUCCAUGCUUCUUGAAACAUUAUGAUAUAUGUUCUCUGCUUGUGAAUGUUUGGCUAUGUUGAGAUCAGGAUUGAGAUCACACCACUUAAUUAUUCCUAUGCCCAGCAUAUUUUAGCUUCUUUGAGCAUCCUGGCAAAGGGAUAAAAUAGUCUCUCUUUCAAGAAAUGUUCUGAAUAAAGUUGCCUUAAGAAGGCUCAAAGAUUCCUUUCUGUACUUACCCUUUUGAAAGAGUGCAAGGGGACGGGUCGUCCAAAGAAUGGAGGAGAGAUGAUGGCAGGAGAUGGGUCUGUGAAAGGGCUUGAAGAAGAAUAGCAAGGCUGUUCAGAGCAGACAGAUGAUAAAGUAGCAGCAGGCUUAGGGUGAUGAAACAUGAGAAGGGCAGUGCAUAAGAGAGAGGCCUCCCUCCUACUGUCACUUGUACAUGUGACUGUGGCCGUCACCCAGAAAUGUGUAGAGGCUGCACAGUGAAAGUUGAGAGUGGUGUUUGGACCUCUUGGUGUGAUUUUGGGCAUUCUGAGUCUCAUCAAUAAAACAACUUGGUAACCAGGAUAGAGUGUGAAUAUUGUUAACAUGAGUUAACCCUGUGGCCUAAUUGUUACAAAUAGUUGUGGCUCAGUCUGUGACAUCAUCUGGGACAUCCACUUCUGGAAGAUCAUUGAGGAUGUGGUUUCUGGUGGGUAGCCAUGUUGGUCUGUAAUAGUAGAAGAAUAAAAUUCCAGUCCAGUAGCACCUUAAAGACCAACACAAUUUUUCAGGGAAUAAGCUUUCAUGAGUCAAAUGUCACCUGGCUAGGAGGUGAAUUUUGAUCAAGAGGUAUGUUGAAAUAAUGAUCCCAUGACCAGUUCUCUCACACAUCCUUUCUCACUCUCUCUGUCUCUUUCACACACACGGUUAAUUAAGUUGACCUUUGAUGGCAAUUGAAUGGUUGGCAAACAAUGGGCAGCUCUUGAUGCUCAUGAGCAAGAUUCUGUAACUUUUCUGCUGUGAGCUACUCUUCACAAUUUUGCCCUCUUGUAUAUCAUAUUUAGCUGGCACCUCAACACUGGAGGGGAGGAAAUAAAAAGCCCUAAAUAGGUCACCCACCAUCCUGGUCACAUCAAAAUGCCCUACAUCUAAAAUUGUACACUAAAUAAAGAUGAUUUUGGUAAGGCUCCCAGCUGACUUUCGCAGGAAGAUGGAGGAGGAAAAACUGAAGGUAGGCAUUCAUGUGGCGUGCUCCUCAUAUGUAGAUCCUGAGGCCAGGAAGUUACCUGGUGACAGAAUUCCAAGUAUUCCUCACUUUAUCUCUUUGUUUGCCUGAAUGUUUCUAACUCUCAGAAUUAUGGAAAAACAUAUUUUUCCUUUUGGUAAAGCAGUAGAAGUCAGAAAAAUCUGGGACAUGAGUGGAGCUAUCUUCUGUUACCCUUCUUGACAUUGGACAUUGGGCAUCUUCAGUCCUGCUACAUGUGCAUGCACAUAAUAACCAUGUUAAGUGUUUCCGUAAGGAUUACUCAAAAAGUUUUUCUUUGCCUCUGUGUAAAUUAGAUCCACCCUGAUAGAAAUUACAUAAUUAUCUAACUUGGUUAUCCAGAAAAGCAAGACAAUUCAGUUUUAAGCAGAUCUCCAAAAUAUUGUAUUAUUGGCUUAGUGAUUCUCAAAUGUCAUCAUAGCUUCUCACAGGCUGUAUAUCUGCUACAUGUGCCUUGAACUGACAUUGCCCUUGGUUGAAACCAUGGUACAAAUAGUGUCCAAGGGUAAAUCAGCAGCUGGGAGAUGAGCAGGAAACAAGUGAAAUAAUUUAGCCACUCCCUUUGGCUGGGCCUGCAUCCACCUGUGUAUGCUAAACAAAUUUCCAUUGCAGGGGAGGUAGUCUGUGUUCCAUACUUUGGGCUGAUAAUGGAGGAUACUGCAGCCCUUCCUUUUUGGGACUGGUCCAGGCCAGUGAGAAGAAUGGGCUCCGUUUCAGAGAUGCUCACAGCUGUCCCCCUUCACCAGAGGCCUGAUCUUCUGGAACCCUGUGCUGACCUCAUCAAUGAAGAGUGGAAAAGAAGCAGGGCUUCCCGCAUCCACUCCCUGCAGAGGUCCUCUGAAGACUUUCCCAUGUGCCUGGUGCUGAUUAGAACUGCAAGGCCAGCGGAGGAAACUGCUGAAGGGAAACCAGCCAAGAGCCAAUGCCAACUCCUAGGGCAUGCCAGGCUGUCCCGCGUGGUUGGCCAGCCUAAAAGCUUAUUUGUGGAGACAGUUGUGGUCUCCAAAGCCAUUCGUGGAAAAGGUUACGGCAGGAAACUCAUGGAAGCUGUUGAGAAUUAUGCCAAGUCCCGUGGCUACCGUUGUCUGCACCUCACCACCCAUGACAAGCAGCAUUUCUAUGCCCACCUAGGCUAUACAUUGACUACACCUGUUCAAUGUGCAGGAUUCAUGAGUUCUCUCAUCCCUAUGGAGUUUUUAGAGAUCUUUUCACCUCCUCAGCAUGGCAGGGAAGUCCCUGCAGGAUCUGGGAAAAACAAUCCAGGUGCAUCCUGUGGCAGCAAAACUGGAGCAAAUCUCCCUCCACUACCCCCUUCUGCCCUUCCUUUCUUUUCCUCUUCCUCCUCAGGAACUCCACCCCCUCCACUGCAUCCUCCAUUCUCUCCUGACUCAGUAGCUGUUACCGACUCUCUCCCUCCCCAGCUAGCAGCUUCUUCCCACAGUUCUUUUUUCCAGCCCAUUAAUGCUACAGUUCAGCCAUCCCAAUCAUCCUCUGUGCCUCUCGCUGUGAGUUCCUUUAGUGUCACAACUCUUUCACUGCCUCCUCCACCACCACCACUACCACCUCCUCCUCACCCUCCUGAGUUUCCACCAGCAACCCAUUUGCUCGGCCCGCCAAGUUCCUGUAAAACUGCUUCCUCCUGUCCAUCAGAGAACAAAAGCCAGAAUCAGAGGCUUCUAGAAACACCAUAUCAUGACUUCAAAGGGCAGCCCAUAUUUUGGAUGAAGAAAGACAUUUAAUCUUUGCAUCAUGUGCCAAUGUGAUGAAGGUGAAUGAUGAUAAUUGGAGGAGGGGAGAUGCUUUGCCCGAAAGCCUGGUUUGAACUUUAUGAAUUCAGAUGAGUAAGAGCCAUUUCUGAACUAGUAAGCCAGAAGAUAUGAUCUCGUUAUCAGUGUUCUUUUUAGAGAUGAAGCUGAAGUGAAGCCAUAUGAGAAAAAAAAGUCAAGUUAAGACAGAGAUCCAUAGAGUUGAAAUAUAUUUAAAACUUUAUCACCCAUUAUUUCCCAUUGUAUCUCAGUGGCUGUUGCCUUAGCCAAAUGGAUGGGCUGUGAUGAGUUGUAUACUGCAGGUUGCUUUGUCUAGGUCUGAUUUCCGUUUACCAAUAAACAAAUCAGCUCUUGUUCUCA
This is a messenger RNA of Sphaerodactylus townsendi, 3468 nucleotides long. RefSeq names its product N-alpha-acetyltransferase 80, NatH catalytic subunit (gene NAA80). The record is from RefSeq and is a predicted model, not a curated record. NCBI's taxonomy places the organism in Eukaryota, Metazoa, Chordata, Lepidosauria, Squamata, Sphaerodactylidae. Gene Ontology annotation, biological process: protein acetylation. Gene Ontology annotation, cellular component: cytoplasm. The coding region runs from base 1990 to 3081 and encodes 363 amino acids. Gene Ontology annotation, molecular function: N-acetyltransferase activity; acetyl-CoA binding. The transcript is spliced from 2 exons.